AUAACAACCAAACCGAUGUCUUCAUCAUCUUCACCGCUGAUCUUAGAUCGUCGUCUUCACCAGGAAUCCGUCCGUUUCUUUUGUUCAGACGUUUCCGUCAGCAGAAACUGCUUCUUCAGAGUCGGAUCAGAACCGGCUGAAGCAGCAGCUCUGCAGAGCCGCUUGAGUUCCAACAGUCGGUUGGAAACGGCGCCUCAGCUGUUUGCAGACGCAGCUGGAUUGAUGGGGUUUGCUGACAGGAAGCUGCAGACGAGCGCUGCCUGUCAGAUUCUUAUCGGCCGACUCGCAGCCUCAUCGGUUCUGACUCCUGUGAAGUGGGGAGUUAUUCAAGCAUUUGGACCAGAACCACCCAACCCGUCGUGAUCCCAAUGACCUUCAGCUGUGACCUCUGAUGACCUCUGAGGCCAUCUCCGGGGAAGCUCGUGAUGAAUAGGAACCGUCUGGGAGACACAGCCCCGCCCCCACGCAGUCAAGCUCCACCCACUCUCACAGAGCAGAACUUUGACCAGAACCUGAGCCUGAAAAUCAGUUCCUGUCAGAGGACGGAUCAAUGUGACAGUUUAACACACAGACCUACAUUUCCCAUGAUUCAUCUGGAAGGAAAAGGAGGGUUCAUGUCUGGAUCCCUGUGGGACUCCACUGGUUCUGUUCUGAUAAGUUCUGCUUAAAUAAAGUGUGAAGGUGAAGGCCCGGAGAACUGGGUCGUCUCAUUCAGCUGCAGAAACGGCGUCCUCAGAGGGGGCGGAGCUUUAGAAGUCUGGUCUGGUUUCUAUUGUCCAGAUGGUUUUCUCCUUGGUGCUGGGCUGGUUCAGGACCCGGUCUCCAUCUGGGCCUGACUGGAUCCUCUGCUGAGCGGUUCUGGUUGGGGGGCCCCGCCCCCCUCCUCGGUGUGGUUUCCUGUUUGUAGGUGGGAGGAUGUAGAGACGGUUGCAGCAGCGUUCUCACAGCGCUGCAGCUUCUUCACAGCCGCCGUCUCGGCUCCGCCUCCUGAUUGGUGCAGCAGUCCCCCUUCACAUUUCCAGCAGCAGAGUGUCGGCGGGCAGUUUGAUCGGCCCACACACAGCAGCACCGCCUGGUGAGUCACACCUGAACCCUGGUGCCCAUCAGCAGCUCUCUGAGGGGGCGGAGCCUGGAUGACAGCGCAAGCCGCGAAGACGAAGACAUCCUGAGACAUGGUGGCCUCGCCGUGAGGAGCGCGUGUGAAGACCUGCAGGCCGAGCAUCCCUCCGUCCUCUCCCGGUUCCCCCCGCCCCUCAGGUGAGCCGCCGUCCUCACAGGUGAACCAUGGAGGUCUCCUGGUUCCUCCUCCUGGUGUCGGCCGCCGUCUUAGCCGCCAUCUUCCUGCUCCUGGUUGUCUGUGUGGACUGCUCAAACCAAGACCCCAUGGCUCACAUCCGCCAGGGGUCAGCCUCAGAGGAGGACGUGUCGAACUCAGGAUUCGUCAUCAUCCACCCACGAUCCACGCUGCCGUUUCUGGGUGGAAACCCCGCCCACCCCUCGUCCGUCAUGCUGUCUCCGUACCCGAAUGCUGAUGAGGUUGGAUUGCGGCCCACCACCCCGACAGAAACCGAGAGCAACCCCAGCUACGAGAACUCAGGAACGCCUCCGGGGCGGCCAGAGAGCGACCCCGAAGAGACCGGAUACAUAAUCGUGUUGCCAGAAAACGACCCAGAAAAAAGCCGCGCCUCCAUGCCCUGCUCAGACGGGCAGAACUCCUCCUCCUCCUCCUCAGAUAAUCUACACGAGUACGUGAACGUAGAGUCCCCUGGGUCUGGCAACUACCUGAACGUGGUUCCAAGUCCAAACAACGCAAGAUCGACCCCUGAGCCGUCGUGUCCGAGCUUCAGCGACGAUGACGACGACGACGAUGACGACGAUAGUAACUACGUGAACCAGCCUCCGAUCCACCACAGCUAGCCCGGUGCAUGCUGGGAGACCCCCCCACGGAAACAGGCCUUGACUGACAUGACUGACUCCUCCCCCAAAACAAAUCCCAGAGAUAUUUCAGAAUAAAAGAUUGAAUGAAUGCACUUAUGGUAAAAGAAAAUGUUUUGAUUGAAAUGAUUUGUUUUACUCGAUUGUUAAAAAAACAAAAUUCUGCAAAUUUAAAAUCUGAAUAGAUUUCAGAAGAAAGUUGAAAUGAUUUAGAGUUUUCAGAACUUGAACCUGAAAACGUUCCUGUUCCUAAGAAGUUUCUAGUGUUCCUGGUUGGCUCCCAUAGCUAUCCCAUAAUAAUCCUCCUUCACUGUGAUACAGCAGCAGUUGUCUCUGCAGCCUCCGUCCUGGUCCGGUCCGGUCCACGCUCCGUCUGCCGCUCGACCGUCCUGGAUCUCCUCUGGGGGGUCAGGAAGGUCCGAGCAUCUCGUGUUUAAGCUUCACUUUACUGACGACUCCUGAGAAUGUCUGUGUGUGGUUACCAUGGUUACUGCUGCCAUGGAGACCCAUUCCAAUAAACGAGAAAACCUGA
Molecule: messenger RNA, 2467 nt
Organism: Oryzias melastigma (Indian medaka)
Lineage: Eukaryota; Metazoa; Chordata; Actinopteri; Beloniformes; Adrianichthyidae
Product: transcription initiation factor TFIID subunit 9
Exons: 13
Coding region: 1285-1917 (210 amino acids)
Source: RefSeq, a predicted model, not a curated record